AUGUCUGCUCCCAUGGAGGCAAGCGCCACUGCUGAAGUGGAUGAAAAGUUGUAUUCCCGUCAAUUGUACGUCAUGGGCCAUGAAGCCCAACGUAGAAUGAUGGCGUCCAAGGCCUUGAUGGUCGGUUGCUCUGGAUUGGGAGUGGAAGUCGCCAAGAAUUGUAUUCUUGCUGGCCUUAAUUCCAUUGUCAUUGUCGACCCCCUUCCAGCCAAUUCGUACGAUUUGGGAGGCAACUUUUAUCUAUCUGUUGAUGAUUUGGGCAAGCCACGUGCCGAUCUGUGCAAGGACAAACUUGCCGAGUUGAAUCCCUAUGUUGAUGUCUCGGUGGAUUCCAACAUUACUGAAUUGACCGCGGAACAACUCUUGCCCGCCUUGGACUCUGGAAUUUCUUGUCUGGUCAUCACCAUUCCUCUCGCCAAGGAUCUCCUCAUUACACUCAACAACAAGUGCCGUGAGGUUGGAGCCAGCUUUGUGUAUUCGACGACCCCAGGUGCUUUUGGACAAGUCUUUUGCGAUUUUGGACCUGCCUUUGUCUGCAGCGACAAGGACGGAAACCCUCCCGCCACUUCCCAAAUUGAAUCCAUCUUUCAAGAGGGUAAAAAUGUCACCGUCAAGGUCUUGGAGGACCACGGGCGCCACGGAUUGGAAUCAGGAGAUGCCAUUACUUUCGCUCGCUUGAAAGGAUGUGAUGGCCUUGAAACAGGCAAAAACUACACGGUUCAUGUGACGGGUCCAUUUACCUUUGAAAUUGAAGGGGCCACGGUGAAAGAUUCGCCUAAUCAACAGGGAUACAUUACACAAGUCAAACAGCCAGUCACCAUGUCGUUCGAGACUUAUGAAAAGCGCUUGUCGGAUCCUGGGGAAAUGAUGAUGUCCGAUUUUGCCAAGUUUGAUCGACCCGCUUUGCUGCACAGUGCCUUUCAAGCUUUGGGAGAAUUUCUUGCUGGUAAUGGUGGCGAACUACCAACCCCUGGAAAUGCCGACCACGCGGCCAAGGUCUUGGAACUCACCAAGGCCAAGUCUUCCGACGAGCUCACUGCCGCUCAAGAGCGUAUUGUCUUGCAACUGGCUUCGGGAUCCAAGGCUGUCUUGUCUCCCAUGUGUGCUGCUCUUGGAGGUAUUGUCGGACAAGAAGUUCUCAAAGCCUGCAGUGGAAAAUUUGCCCCCAUUAAUGGAUUCUUCUUCUUUGAUGCCGAUGAAUCUCUUCCCGAUGAGCUCCUCCCUGCCGAUCAAGUCGCACCAGAAAACUCUCGUUAUGAUUCUCAAAUUGCAUGCUACGGAAAGGACAUGCAAGCCAAGAUUUUGGAUCUCAAUUAUUUCAUUAUUGGCGCCGGAGCGAUCGGUUGCGAGAUGCUCAAGAACUGGGCUUUGAUGGGUGUCGGGUGUGGUGCCAAUGGACACGUCCACGUUACCGAUAUGGACCGCAUUGAAAAGUCCAACUUGUCGCGUCAGUUCUUGUUCCGUAAUACGGAUAUUAAUCAUUUCAAGUCCUCAACUGCAGCCAACGCAGUCAAGGCAAUGAACAGUGACAUGAACAUUACUCCAUACCAAGAAAAGGUUGCUUCUGAUACCGAACAUUUGUUUGGAGAUGACUUUUAUGACAAGCUUUCCGGUGUUUGUACCGCUUUGGAUAAUGUUGAGGCAAGAUUGUACGUCGAUCAACGAUGUGUGUUUUACCGCCUGCCCAUGUUGGAGAGUGGAACACUUGGAACCAAGGGUAACACCCAAAUCGUGGUCCCUCAUUUGACAGAAAACUAUGGUGCCACUCGUGAUCCUCCGGAAAAGUCUAUUCCUGUCUGCACACUGAAGAAUUUCCCUAACCAAAUUCAACACACGUUGCAAUGGGCUCGUGAUUGGUUCGAGGGAGAGUUCAAGCAAGCUGCAGAGGAAGUCAAUAGCUACUUGGGACAACCAGCCGAGCAAUAUCUCGCCACUUUGCAGCCAAACACCAAGACGGAAACUCUCCAGAAGAUUCGCAAGACGUUGGUCGAUGAACGUCCUGUGACCUUCGAAGACUGCGUGGGUUGGGCACGUCUUACCUUUGAAACUUUGUUCAACAACCAAAUCCGUCAACUGUUGCACAACUUCCCAGAAGACCAAGUCACAUCCAGUGGCGCCAAAUUCUGGUCUGGAACCAAGCGUUGUCCCAAGCCUUUGACCUUUGACUUGGAACAUAAGUGCGAAGAUGCCGAAAUGUUCAACCACUUGGAUUUCGUCGUUGCAGCUGCCAACUUGCGUGCCACCAUGUAUGGCAUCAAGGGACGCACCGAUAAGGCAUACUUUGAAGAAACUUUGAAGGAUGUCAUCGUCCCUGACUUUUCGCCUGUCGAGGGUGUCAAGAUCGCCGCCAAUGAUGAAGAAGAAAAGGCCAACAACGAGAUGGAUACUGGCGAUAGCGAAGCUGAUCAACUGUGGGACUCGCUUCCAAAGCAAGCCGACUUGGCUGGCUUCAAGUUGCAACCCAUUGAUUUUGACAAGGAUAUUGAUGACCACAUGCUUUUCGUGACAGCAUGUUCCAACUUGCGUGCUAACAACUACUCUAUCCCUACCGAAGAUACCCACCGAUCCCGUGCCAUUGCCGGACGUAUCAUCCCCGCCAUUGCCACCACCACAGCUCUAGUGACUGGUUUGGUUUGCUUUGAAUUGUACAAGAUUGUUGGUACUCCUCGCAAGAAACUGACCAUCGAGGCCUACAAGAAUGCUUUCUGUAACUUGGCCAUUCCAUUCAUGACUCUUAGUGAGCCAACACCACCCGCCAAGACCAAGUGUAUGCUGAAGGGAAAGGAGUGGAACUGGACUGCUUGGGACUCUUUGGAUGUGAACUUGGGCGACGUUACCAUGGGAGAGUUCAUGGAUUAUUUUGAAAGUGAAUACAACCUCGAGAUUUCCAUGCUUUCUCACGGAGUUUCCAUCUUGUACUCUUUCUUUGCCAACAAGCAAAAGGUUGCAGAACGCAAGGCCAUGAAGAUGACAGAAGUCAUUACCAGUAUCACCAAGAAGGAGUUCCCACCGAACCAACUGUUCAUCAUUCUGGAGGUAAUUGCCAACGAGAAAGAAACCGACGAAGAAUGCGAUCUUCCCUACAUCAAGUUCCGUUUCAGAUAG
Cylindrotheca closterium is the source of this 3105-nucleotide messenger RNA. The record is from the annotation of a GenBank genome assembly. Lineage: Eukaryota; Bacillariophyta; Bacillariophyceae; Bacillariales; Bacillariaceae.